Cyphomyrmex costatus is the source of this 2241-nucleotide messenger RNA. RefSeq names its product dynein light intermediate chain (gene Dlic). NCBI's taxonomy places the organism in Eukaryota, Metazoa, Arthropoda, Insecta, Hymenoptera, Formicidae. The annotation marks the transcript as partial. The record is from RefSeq and is a predicted model, not a curated record. Gene Ontology annotation, biological process: microtubule cytoskeleton organization; microtubule-based movement. The transcript is spliced from 9 exons. Gene Ontology annotation, molecular function: dynein heavy chain binding. Gene Ontology annotation, cellular component: cytoplasmic dynein complex; centrosome.
GUCGUCUAUCCUCGCGGAAGUGCAGAACAGCGGCAACAACAAGCUGCCAUCAAACAAAAAUGUUCUCGUUUUAGGUGACAAUGAGAGUGGGAAAACUACGCUUAUAGCUAAACUACAAGGUGUAGAGGAUCCAAAGAAAGGUUCUGGACUAGAAUUUGCAUAUAUCGAUGUGAGAGAUGAUUACAGAGAUGAUCAUACAAGACUGUCUGUAUGGGUUCUAGAUGGAGACCCGGGUCAUGCAAAUCUUUUGAGAUUUGCUCUGAACAAAGAAAGGUUCCCACAUACGCUUGUAAUGUUAGUCGCUGCCAUGACCACACCAUGGGCCAUUCUCGAUCAACUUCAAUCAUGGGCAGCAUUGUUAGGCGAUCACAUUGACAAAUUACCUUUAGAUAAUGAUACUAGGCAACGGUGCAGGCAGCUUAAUAUUAAGAAGUGGCAGGACUAUACCGAACCAGGAGACGAAUUAGAUCCUGGGAGUCCUCUGCGACGUACCAGUCGAAAUCUGGAUGACGACACCGCCGAGGGAUUACCCUUGCCGGAAGGAGUACUUACAACUAAUUUGGGCCUAGACGUUGUCGUAGUCAUAACGAAAACUGAUUAUAUGUCUACUCUCGAAAAAGAACAAGACUAUAAAGAUGAGCAUUUUGACUUUAUGCAACAAUGGAUUAGGCGGUUUUGCUUACAAUAUGGUGCAGGUCUCUUCUACACGUCGGCAAAGGAGGAUAAGAACUGUGAUUUGCUUUAUAAAUAUUUAACACAUAGGAUUUACUCUUUACCAUUCAGAACACCGGCAUUGGUCGUCGAAAAAGAUGCAGUACUUAUACCUGCUGGUUGGGAUAACAUGAAGAAGAUCAGUAUUUUGCAUGAGAAUUUACAAUCCAUGAAGGCGAACGAUUACUAUCGUGAUGUUAUUGCACAGCCAGCAACGAAUCGAAAAUGCGUUGCUAGAGAAAUGGAAAUUCAGGCGGAAGAAGAGCAAGCUUUCCUCGCGCGACAGCAAGCAGCUCUGUCGGGCUUGAAAGAUCCCACUCGGUCUCCUACAACUCGGAAUCAGGCAAGCCCUGGACCAGUUAUACAGGUGGCGUCACCAAAUAAGAAGCUGGAUCCCAAGGGUAGCGGUGCAACACCCUCUGGUGAAGGUGUUUUAGCUAAUUUCUUUAAUUCUCUUCUUUAUAAGAAGACUGGAGUGCAGCCCGGUUCCCCAGGAACGCCGGGCAACGUAGGGACGAGUCCCAUGAAACUUGAUGCUACACCGGUGGACAAGGCAACGAUAUGUAACGAUGCAGUGGCGGAGUUAGAUCGUCUCACUCGGACCAAGAAACUUUCUCCACCCAACCUAAACUCCUCGUCUGAAUGUUAAAGAUAGCGUUUUUCUUCGUGGCCCAUUGAUACAAUGAAAAUAAUAGUCGAAGCUUCGUUGCCAUUAAACAGAACUCAAACACAAAUUUGAAAUAUCUUAUAGCCCACUCGUUAUAAAUGGGAAAGAUCAUAAUAUAAUGAUAAAAUGGGUUGCGAAGAAGUAAAAUUUAGCUCUAAUCAAUAAUAAUUUAACCCGAUCACAUCGCAAUGAAGGAAAAAAAAUAUAUAAUCUGUCUUGCAACUCUGCGACAGUGAAUGUCAUAAUUGACUAAAUAUCAGUAACGAAGCAGAGUACAAUUAGAAAGCUAUUAAAUUAAUGUAAUUAAAAUAUUUAAUAUAAUACUGAAAUAUAUAUGCUUACGCACAUGUUGUCCUAGCGCCUGAUCAUAUGUGAUCAUAGUAAAUUAUUUAGCAACCCCCGUGUAUGGAUGCGCGGUUUCUUUUUUAUCAUUCUAUAUUUACAUAUGAAUGCACAUCUUCGUCUCUUCUUCAUAAAUAAAUACUCUUUUUUUAUGUUAUUAUCAUUUUUCUUUACGAGAUAGUCUUCAUGAUUACUAGUUACUUUGCAUUCGGUUUAAUUUUAACAAUGUAAGUGCCGGUUAGCGCUGCGAAAAUGUUGUGCGAAUGCGUGAGACAGUCUUUCAUACGAAUUGUGCAUAAAAUAAAAUGGAAGAAUCCUUUUAACGGAAGACACGUUGCAGUCCUCAGAUUUAAGGAUAGCUAAUGGUACGAGACUGGGGAAUAGAUGUCCAAAUCGCGCGUGUAAAUUCGACACCUUGUAGAGUUUUAGUCGAGUACCUAUAUUAUUCAACUAAAGAAAACUGAAGAAAGGUAUAUUAUUCAAGUAAAAACAGAUGAACACAGAGACAUUGUACAUUCAAU